Physella acuta is the source of this 2842-nucleotide messenger RNA. RefSeq names its product peroxisome proliferator-activated receptor gamma. The record is from RefSeq and is a predicted model, not a curated record. Gene Ontology annotation, molecular function: RNA polymerase II cis-regulatory region sequence-specific DNA binding; nuclear receptor activity. Gene Ontology annotation, biological process: regulation of transcription by RNA polymerase II. Gene Ontology annotation, cellular component: nucleus. NCBI's taxonomy places the organism in Eukaryota, Metazoa, Mollusca, Gastropoda, Physidae.
AUUAUUUACUUUAUUUAUUUGUCUAACCGAAAACUAAACUCCGCCCCGAAUCGACGUGGGAAUUUUCAAGGUUGUUUUUCUCAUGCUGCGCCCCCCAGUGACCGGCAAAAAUAGACUCGCCCGGCGCGACAAAACGUAUAAAAACAAGCUCGGCUCGUGGAUUCUCUACAAGAUCCUAACAGUAACAGGAGCUUCCAUUACUGUGAGUGUCCAUCAACUAGUUUGGGAAAAAUCAAAUUCCGUCUUUGAAGACUAAGGAUAUCUGUCUACAUCUAAAGACCCUUCACCUGUCUCAAACCUGUCUGACACCUGUCUGAACCUACAAUGGCCGAACUUCAAAGAAUGUUGCAAGGAAAUGAAGUCUUCACAUUUGAGCCAAUGAAAGUGCUGCUUUCUGGUCUCCGCAGUCAGCUGACCACUAGCCACGCCCCUGCCGGCAACCUCAAUGGCACGCACGAGCUUAACGCCAACAUCCGCCAGCCCCUGGACAACCUCAGCUCUCAACCUCGCUACAACGCCAACACCAUGGCAACCCCCGACACCCCCAUCUCGACCCCCACCCAUUCAAUCAACGUGAACAUCAACAUCAACACCACCAACAGCAACCCCGCCCAUGGUGUCCCACUCAAUAUCAACACACAGCUGACACCCAGGCGAGAGCUGGAUGUGCCGUCAGAGACGUCUGCACGUGCCGACACCAACGCUAACGUCAUCAACGUUGACAAACUUUUGGAAGAGGCACGUAUGACGCCCAAUGACGCACGUAAAACUUUGAUUAACCAGGUCACGUCCGCCAUCGUUGACGCCCACUUCGCCACCACCAUCAACACCCAUGCCAACGCCCUGGCCGCCAACGAGAGAAUCACACAACAGAAGGCAGCAGGCGAACUGACUGAACCCGAAAACUCAACCGUUGUCUGGAAACAGUUCAUGUCCGCCAUGUUGCCGGAAGUGUCGAAGGUGAUCAACUUCUGCAAGAAGCUGCCAGGAUUCUCCGAGGUGGAGCUCGGCGACCAGAUGCAACUCAUCAAGCAGGGCUGCUUCGAGGUCAUGGUGACCCGCAUCGCCGUCCUCAUCGACGAGAUCAACCAGGAGAUGCUGGACCCGGAGCUCAAGAUGAGAUGCUCUAGAGAUGUGAUCCGCAACAUGCCCAUGGGACCCCUCCUUGACCAGUUGUUCGAGUUUGCUGAGAAGUUUAACCCACUUCACCUGAGUGAUGACGAGAUUGGGCUUUUCACAGCUGUGGUCAUUAUCUGUCCAGAUCGGUCAGGACUUGCAGGCCAUACGACAGUAAAAACAAUCCAACAGCUUUACCAACAGGCCCUCUACCAGCUGAUCAAAAAGAAUCAUAAUGAUCCCGAAAAGACCUUCACCUCCCUCAUGAGCCUGAUGCCCAAACUGAACCAGAUCAACGACGCCCACACCAAGUUCCUCAACGUCAUCAAAUCCACCUCACCGACCAGCUUCUCCCAGCAGUUUCCCCAGCUUCACAAAGAGAUCUUCGUCGACAACUAAGUCUGUCAACCUCCUGCUAUAGCCGCACGCAUGUUACACAUUAAUGAUGUUACUAAUCUAACCUUGACCCCUCAGGCCAGGGGUCACUUCCGGGAAAGGUUUGCAAUACAACAUAAUCAAGUCAUUAAUACCGUCUUACACAACGUAAAAAAAAUGACGAGUCUAACUAAGACUAAACACAGAAGUUCACGGCCGUUAAACUGAAAGUAAAAAUCACACGCUUAUCUCUGUGAUAGAUCAGUUCGAUCCUGAAAUUACAACAAGCCGGAACUGAAGCCGGAAGAAAAGCCGGCACUGAUGCCGGCAAAUCUCAGUAGUUCAGAGUACCGUUGAAUCUCAUAACACGCACAAAUCUCCGGGGAGAAUUUAAUUUAAAUAUAUUUUUGAAGACAAACUACAAGUUAAAAAUUAUGGAUGAGAAUAGAGGCAAAAAUGGCAUGUUUUUAUGGAAAUGUAAAUUUGUAAUUAUUUAAUUAACAUAAAACAACACCGCACUGGCUAAUUAGCUUGAAACUAAAAUUCAAACAAUAGCAGGGUGCUUGAUGAAUCUCAAAGUAUUAUGUAUGUUCUAAUUACAAUAUAAUUUCAAACUCAAAUUUUAAUUAUAUUUAACAUUAUCACCCCCCCCCACACACACACACACACAACAUUACACACACAAAUUACAUUUGUUUUUUAAUUUACCAUAUCAAAUAUGUAUACAAGAAACUCACACAAACGAAAAAAAACCACUCCAUUAUAUCAUACCAUCAUUACAAAUUCGCGCUGCAUUAAUGCGAUUGAAAUCCUUAUGAACAUACACACAGUUUGGACUGGUGUAUGUGAAUUGUACUUAAUAUGUGUUCGUUUAUUUAUUCUCAUACUUGAUGUUUAAAGAAAAAUGGCACAAACAAACUAUGCAAUAGUUGUUAUUUAAGACCAACAUUUGUGGUCGUUACUCGUACAAUGUUUCUUCACUAACGUGAGUAUUUAUUUCAUUUUCGUUUAGUUUUUUGUUUUAUUGUCAUGAAAUUUAUGUUUAAACAUGUUUUCUGUAGUAGAUUCUAUGUAAUAUUGUAAUAUUCUCUAUGCAAAACUUUGACCAAAUGAUGUGUGUGAAAGUUUGUCUAUGUGUGAGAGAAUAUGUUCAAAUGAAGCAAGUAUGAAGCCAGCAGUACUUUGUAUUUAGGUAUUACUUGCUAUUGAAAUAAAGCUUUUGUCAUACGAUAUUUUUUUUUUAAUUUUAAGUUAAAGAAAAAAAAACAUUAAAUUUCUUUUACAGUUGAAAAAAUUGUAAUCACAAAUUUAAAAAGAAUAUUUUUUAUUGAUACUUUAUAGAAUUUUUUUU